Messenger RNA from Paramecium sonneborni, 544 nucleotides. Lineage: Eukaryota; Ciliophora; Oligohymenophorea; Peniculida; Parameciidae. The record is from the annotation of a GenBank genome assembly.
AUGGCAAUACCAAUUAUUAAUUUAUGGCAUUCACAUUCAAAUGGAAAAUCAGGACUUAGAAUUAUAUAUACGCCAGAUUAGAAUGAUGAUCUAAGUUAUGAUGAUCAAAAAACUCAGAUUAAAUAUACACUGUUAUAUCUAAUUCAAUUUCAUUAAAUCAAACAAUUUAGUUGGUUUUAUUAUACCUCAAUAAAUAUAAAUAGGUUCAUUUUAUAUGUUAUAAUCUAUUAUAAAUAAAUUUCAAAAUAUAUUAAUUAAAAUAUAGAAUUUUAUUUCCAGAUUGUAUAAAUGACAAUCCUAAAUAGAAAUAAAUAUUACAAUCUAAAAUAGAAAAGAUUAAUGGAAUACUACCUCCUGUUUUAAGAUGAUACCAACAAUGAGAAAUAUUUCGUAUCUUAAAUUUAAUACUACUGCUUUAUUCAUAAAUAAUAACACAUAAGAAAAUUAUAAAAUAAAAUAAGUUGCUAUAAAAUAUCAGAGAUGAAUUGUAAAUAUGAUGAUUUUUAUUAUUAUAGUUGUUUUUCAAUAUACAUAUAAAAAAUGA